Debaryomyces hansenii CBS767 is the source of this 1212-nucleotide messenger RNA. It is a transcript of the gene GLG2, whose product is annotated as Glg2p. Gene Ontology annotation, cellular component: cytoplasm. Gene Ontology annotation, molecular function: glycosyltransferase activity. Lineage: Eukaryota; Fungi; Ascomycota; Pichiomycetes; Serinales; Debaryomycetaceae. The transcript has a single exon. The record is from RefSeq and is a predicted model, not a curated record. The coding region runs from base 1 to 1212 and encodes 403 amino acids.
AUGACAGUUGCAUACAUUACUCUAUUAGUGAAUGAAGUUUAUUUGCCAGGAGCAUUAACCGUGGCAAAAAUAUUGAAGAAUGACUACAAAACGAGCCAUCCUUUAGUUAUAUUGCUAGAUACAAGCCAAAUUAGUGAGAAGUCGACGAAAUUAAUUGAAGACGUCUACGAUGAAAUUAUUCCUAUUGAUGGUGGCUUAAUAACGUCUCCAAUAGACAAAUUAGUUUCCCAAUUGAAUAGACUUGAAUUAGCGGUCACAUUCACCAAGAUCUUGCUUUGGAAGCAAAUACAGUACACCAAAUUGGUAUAUCUCGAUUGUGAUAUCUUACCGAUGCAAGGAAUAGACGAUUUAUUUGAGAUAGAGAUUAGCUCAAACCAAGUUGCAGCUUCUCCUGAUAGUGGAUGGCCCGAUAUUUUUAAUUCUGGGGUGAUGGUUUUGAAACCAAGCAUGAUUGUUUACAAUAAGUUAAGCGAAUUUGUCGAGACCGAGGAUAAUACUUUUGAUGGGGCCGACCAGGGACUAUUUAACGAGUUCUUCAAUAUCGCUUCUAAAGGAUUGAAUUGGGUUAGAUUACCAUUUCUAUACAAUGUGACCUUUUCGCAGUCAUAUCAGUACUUGCCAGCAUUUGAUCGCUUUUUUAAGGAUAUCAGGAUUUUGCAUUUUAUAGGUCUGCAAAAGCCAUGGAUGUUUGGGGGAUACGACAAGUUCAAGGAGUACUGGUGGAGUGCAUUUAAUAAGCAUUAUUCGCCUGAUGUAGUCCAAUAUGUCUUACAAACUACUGGGUCAGGAUCCAAUAAGGGUGAGGCAAGUGCGUUGAAUAUUGAGCCUUCCCCCAACGUCUGGGACAUAGAAUCUGUCGAUAACAAAGUACAAGAAUCGCCCGUCGACACCCCAUCAAUUUUUCCAUGGGAGGAGAGAAAGGAGAAUGCGCCACCCACAAGAGUAUUUACUUCGUUCUCGACUCACCACUCAUCAAUUAGACCGACAGAAAAGCUGCCUAAGGGAAAAAAGUUCAACAAGGUGCCCCUGAGCUAUAAGGAUGAUAUCGAGACCUCAACCAGUAGCACCAGGUCAAGGACUGGACAACCUAUGUUCAGACAAUAUGAAUUUACCGAAAGUUUCGAUCCAGAAGAAUCAUUCGACAAGGUAUCCAAAAUACCCAUCAAUUUGUUGAAGAAGAAGCUAGAGCAGGAGAAGCAAAACAAUCCAUAG